Molecule: messenger RNA, 818 nt
Organism: Salmo salar (Atlantic salmon)
Lineage: Eukaryota; Metazoa; Chordata; Actinopteri; Salmoniformes; Salmonidae
Product: C-X-C motif chemokine 11-1
Biological process (GO): defense response; chemotaxis; immune response
Cellular component (GO): extracellular region
Molecular function (GO): chemokine activity
Source: RefSeq, a predicted model, not a curated record
AGUGGCACGUGAUGCAGGUACUGUGCAUGUGUGGGAAUCUGACGGAGUCUGUUGUUGGUGGCUGACCUCCAGUGACAGCUGGUGAGCAAAUGCAGAAUAUUGAAGUGGACUGCAGUCGAUGUAAGAAUGCUGUUCAUUGACUAUAGCUCAGCAUUCAACACCAUAGUACCCUCCAAGCUCGUCAUUAAGCUUGAGGCCCUGGGUCUCUGUGCAACUGGGUCCUGGACUUCCUGAUGGGCUGCCACCAGGUGGUGAAGACAGACUCAUCUCUACCAACAGUUGGACCAGCAGAGAACACCACAGCUUGAACACAUGACCAUGAUCACCAGAAUACUCCUGCUCCUUGCUGUCACCAUCUGUGUCACAGCCGCCCAGCGUUCUGUGAGCCAGCGAUGUUUGUGUCGGAAGGUGCGGGACAGCUUUGGCGCUCCAAACACUGUUGAGGACAUCCAGAUCAUUCCGCCAACUCCCUCCUGUGACAGGCUGGAGUUCAUUGUUAGCCUUAAGAAUGGAGUGCAGUACUGCCUGGACCCCAGUAUGAAAGUGCAGAGACUUCUCACUCGCCUGAUGAAGAAGUCCUCUCCCCCAACUCUCCCCACUCCAAUUGAGGCCAUCCCUAAUGAGAGAAGCACUGACCCUGCUGAUAUCUGAUUCCCUGUCUCAGACUCCCUCUAUGACUCCAUUUAGCAGGGUUUCCCAAACUCGGUACUGGGGCCCCGACUUGCUGCAUGUUUUGAUUUUUGCCCUAGCACUACACAGCUGAUUCCAAUAACCAACUCAUAGUCAAGCUUUGAUUAUUAGAUUAAUCUGUGUAGUGC